AUGACAACCGACCAGCCUAAGAGUGUCCCCAUCCCUGACGGCGCUCCUCCGAAACCCUCCUCCUCCCCCUCCACGUCGACGACCUCCCUCACCGCUCGCCUCCGCAUCCCCACCACCUACACCACCAUCCCAUCACAAUGGCUCUCCACCUACCAAUCCUUCGUCCAGCACAACUCUUCCCAAGUCUCCUCUCUCGAAUCCGCCCUCCGCUCCCUCACCUACCUCCUCCCCGGCACCCGCUUCGCCGACACGCCCCUCAGAUCCGAAUCGCUGCAAACUUUCCUCUCAUUACUCACAGCAUACAACACGCACCUCCUCGCCUCGCCGCCCUUCUCCCCGCAACGCCGGUACGAAAGAUUCUGGGAGGCCAAGAGUAGGGUCUACGCGCGGUGCACAGCGCUGUUGAGGACGGUACAGUAUACGCAACUGCUACUCGAGAUGCUGGCCAAGCGCGCGGGGGAGAAAGCCCGGUGGCGGGUCAUAGUGGUGCUGGAGGUCGUAAAGGCCGUGUGUCGGCUGUGCAUGGGGCGCGUUUCCGGCUCCCGCCCCGUCAUCGCUACGGGCGUCGGGGACGAACGGACGGAGCGCAGGGUCGAUACUCCGCCCACAGACGACGACGCAUACGCAGAAGGUGCCCAGCUAGACGGAGCGGAAGGAGGCGAAUGGAAAAUGCCUCGUACGGGUAUGCGGCUGCCCCAACUCCCCCCCUCCUCCUCGUCCACUGGAAUCGUCGGAGUAGGAGGAGGAGGAGAAAGCAUAAUCGAUUUCCUCACCUCCCGCGUCAUAACCGCCGACGAGAUCAAAUCCGCCCACCGCCUCGUGCGCAAACUCCACUCCCUCCCCGGCCACCUCGCCGAACUGCUCUACAUCCUGCGCCCCGUGGUCUACGCCCUCGCCCUCCAGCGCUGCCAGGCGAACAGGAAGGAUUGGCGCCCCUGGCUGUUAGGGCUAAGCAUGGAGAUGGCGGCGCGGCAAUUGAGCAAGGCUGACGUGAAGGAUAGCGUCGUGGGCGGGAUCAGGGGAUUAUCGGGGGUUGAGAGGGAGGAACUGAAGAGGCGGGGUUGGGGGAUGGCGUGGUGGGGGAUGCGGGGGGCUUUUUAUGAGAACGUGACGAGUGGGGUCGUGAAAGGGGUGGCGGGGGGGUUGAAGGGGAAGGCGGUGUUGGAUAUGGUCGGGGUGGUGGUUGAGGAUUAUGAUUAUCUAUGGGGGGAGUAUUAUUUCCCUACUGCUACUUUGUAG
Messenger RNA from Letharia lupina, 1239 nucleotides. RefSeq lists its product as uncharacterized. The record is from RefSeq and is a predicted model, not a curated record. Gene Ontology annotation, cellular component: peroxisomal membrane. The coding region runs from base 1 to 1239 and encodes 412 amino acids. Gene Ontology annotation, biological process: peroxisome organization. The transcript has a single exon. Lineage: Eukaryota; Fungi; Ascomycota; Lecanoromycetes; Lecanorales; Parmeliaceae.